AUGUCCCAGGCAGCAGCGCUCGUACCCCCUGAACCCGUGUCAAAGCGGCGUCAACAACGCGCCACCAACCGACGCAUCAACACAGCGGCAACUGAAGCCGAUGCUGCUCUACGGGCUCACAUUGAGGUUGUGGCUACCGAGAUGGGCGUCCCAAAAGACGACGUCUUCCAACGCUUCACCUUGAUCUCCCCAGUUGGAGAACAGCGCUCGCCUAUGUGGUGGAACGGCUUGAUAGCCGAGAAAUCCUCCGAAUGGAAGCAAGAAUACGUUGGACCGGGUCGACAGUACCUCUCUUGGGUGGCCCAACAGAUUCGUGAGAAGGGACUUGCCCACGAUCUUACCGACGAAGAAAAGACUCGAUAUGCAGAGCUAGCUGCAAAGACACGAGCUAAAAACAAGGAUUCGAAAACCACCGGUCUCACUCGGAAACAGGCAGUAACAUCAGCACAAGAUGACCUUGUGCGGAUACAUAAUCAGCUUGAAACUCUGCAUAAUAAACUCGGACUUCAAUAUAUGCUUGUCACGACACGCGGAAAGCUUGAGGACGACAUGGCUCCCCUAUAUGCUAGCUCCGACAAGGUCGACACCUUCCUACAAGGCCAUAUGAAUAUGCCGAUGAAAGACCUUUUGACGCACCUGGAUUUCUAUGUUAUCGGCAAGGAAGCCACCGGAGUCACCAAGAUUCAGGGCAAAAAACAGGCACUUCGUAGCAGCGUUCGUACGAGAUUAAAAAAUUCUCUUUCCAACACACUUGAGAAGAUCGGAAUCAACCCUUCAACUAUUAGUUGUGUCAAGUACGCAAAUUAUGACAAAAUGGUAUAUGACUACCGUAUUGUCCUUGUCGGCUAUCCUGUUACCUCGAAUGGGCGACAGAUGGUCCGGCCCAGCGAUUUCCCCGGGGGUAUAAAGGGGCUGAUGCAUGCUGAUAACAAGCUUGCGUCCGAAGUUUGGCGCUUCGAGGAGCUGCCUGCUGACUCGCACAACGAAUGGAAGCUGAAGUACGACAAGGCCAUGGCUUACGAUACCGAAAUCCCCCCCGCACCAUACAUUCCGGUCCCUGGUAGCGAAUUCAAGAAAGGAUCGGUAGACCCUCCAACUACGGAGGAUUCUGGGGUCUCUCGCAAUGACUCUUGCAAGCGCAAGGCUCCCAAAGCCGAAAUGGUGGCCAAGGCUAAGAGGAAGAACGGGAAGGUCAAAUCCCGUGAAAUUAUCCAUGAUUCUGAGUCCGAAGCGGCGUCUGAACCACCUGAAGAUGAUUCGGACGGUGAACGCUCGUCAACAACAGAUUCGGAUGGUGAGGACGACUAG
Messenger RNA from Rhizoctonia solani, 1308 nucleotides. RefSeq lists its product as uncharacterized. The record is from RefSeq and is a predicted model, not a curated record. The transcript has 5 exons. Bases 1 to 1308 code for a protein of 435 amino acids. Lineage: Eukaryota; Fungi; Basidiomycota; Agaricomycetes; Cantharellales; Ceratobasidiaceae.